AUACCGGAAGUGUUUUACUGAACCUUUUUCGGGUCAGCGUUCAGUUCCGUUUUACCGGUAAAGUCAAGAUGGCGGCUCACAUGUCCCGUUGUCGAACCUGGAGUAAUGUUCAACGGUUUGGCAUAGCGGCGUACAGGAAAUACAGCAGCGGUGGUAGCUACCCAAACCUCUCGCUAUGUACGCCACUUCCCGGCAUUCCCAAGCCCGUCUUUGCGUCCGUGGACGGCCAGGAAAAAUAUGAAACUAGGAUCACUACGUUAGAAAAUGGCCUCAAGGUUGCCUCGCAGAACAAAUUUGGACAAUUCUGCACCGUUGGAAUAUUAGUCAACUCUGGAUCCAGACAUGAAGCAAAGUACCCUAGUGGAAUAGCUCACUUCUUGGAAAAGCUUGCUUUUUCUUCCACAGCUCAGUAUGGCAGCAAAGAUGAGAUUCUGCUCACGCUGGAGAAACACGGAGGGAUUUGCGACUGCCAAACAUCCAGGGAUACCACCAUGUAUGCGGUGUCUGCCGAGGUGAAGGGUUUGGACACAGUAGUGAGCCUCCUGGCCGACGCCGUCCUGCAGCCCCGCCUGCUGGACGAAGAGAUGGAGAUGACCAGGAUGGCAAUUCGCUUUGAGCUCGAGGACCUGAACAUGCGGCCGGACCCUGAGCCCUUACUCACCGAGAUGAUUCACACCGCGGCAUACCGAGGCAACACGGUGGGACUUCCCCGCUUCUGCCCGCCAGACAACGUGGACAAAAUCGACAAGGCAGUGCUGCACGGCUACCUUUCGGGCUACUACCGGCCCGAGCGCAUGGUCCUGGCCGGCGUGGGUGUGGAGCAUGAGCGGCUGUUGGAAUGCGCCCGCCGCUACCUGCUUGAUGUCCGGCCCGUGUGGGGCGACGCCGUGCCGGACCUUGUCGACCGCUCUGUGGCGCAGUACACUGGGGGCAUUGUCAAGAUUGAAAAGGACAUGUCGGACGUGAGCCUUGGACCGACGCCGAUACCAGAACUCACGCACAUCAUGAUCGGACUGGAGACCUGCUCCUUCCUGGAGGAUGACUUCAUCCCGUUGGCGGUGCUCAACAUGAUGAUGGGCGGUGGCGGCUCGUUCUCGGCAGGCGGACCCGGCAAAGGCAUGUUCACGCGCCUCUACCUCAAUGUCCUCAACAGGCAUCACUGGAUGUACAAUGCCACGUCAUACCACCACAGCUACGAGGACAGCGGCCUGCUGUGCAUCCACGCAAGCGCAGACCCCCGACAGGUUCGCGAAAUGGUGGAGAUUAUAACACGGGAGUUCAUUCAGAUGACAGCAAUGGCAGGAGAGAUGGAGUUGGAACGGGCCAAGACGCAACUCAAGUCCAUGCUAAUGAUGAACCUGGAGGCCAGGCCUGUCAUCUUCGAGGACGUCGGCCGCCAGGUGCUCUCCACAGGCAAAAGGAAGCUGCCCCAUGAGCUCUGCGCCCUCAUAAGCGAGGUGAAGGCGGACGACAUCAAACGGGUGACGGCCAAGAUGCUCCGCAGCAAGCCGGCCGUGGCGGCUCUGGGGGACUUGAUGGAGCUGCCUUCCUACGAGCACAUCCAGGCUGCCCUGUCCAGCAAAGACGGACGUCUGCCACGCACUUACCGCCUCUUCCGAUAAAACCAAAAAUUGUGUAAAUAAACAAAAUGGACACUCGCGCUGAACUCUCCGGGUGCGGACUAAUACCUCCAGCAAGUAAGUAAUCUGUAAUACAAGAUGGUAUUUAUUCUUUCUCUGUGCUUCAUGUGGAGGUUGGUCAAAGAAUAUU
Molecule: messenger RNA, 1770 nt
Organism: Syngnathus typhle (broad-nosed pipefish)
Lineage: Eukaryota; Metazoa; Chordata; Actinopteri; Syngnathiformes; Syngnathidae
Gene: pmpca
Product: peptidase, mitochondrial processing subunit alpha
Exons: 13
Coding region: 69-1622 (517 amino acids)
Cellular component (GO): mitochondrion
Molecular function (GO): metal ion binding; metalloendopeptidase activity
Source: RefSeq, a predicted model, not a curated record